This is a messenger RNA of Dermacentor silvarum, 2637 nucleotides long. RefSeq names its product homeobox even-skipped homolog protein 1-like (gene eve). Gene Ontology annotation, cellular component: nucleus. The record is from RefSeq and is a predicted model, not a curated record. Gene Ontology annotation, biological process: regulation of transcription by RNA polymerase II. NCBI's taxonomy places the organism in Eukaryota, Metazoa, Arthropoda, Arachnida, Ixodida, Ixodidae. The coding region runs from base 557 to 1597 and encodes 346 amino acids. Gene Ontology annotation, molecular function: RNA polymerase II cis-regulatory region sequence-specific DNA binding; DNA-binding transcription factor activity, RNA polymerase II-specific. The transcript is spliced from 3 exons.
GGCCGCGACAGCUCUCCCUCCUUAGACCUCCUUAUGCCCAAAAUGAUGGCCUCCAUGAGCUGGCCCUCGGGCUGGUGCUGAUUGGACAGCGAGCGGGUGACGUAGGGGGAGCGGCGGCCCAAUGGCGUUUUCCUGCGCGCGUCCCUCUCGGCUUCCCCGCAGGGCAGCCCGCGACGGAGGCGGUCGGGCGGCGUAACCGCCUUUUUUUCGUUCAUGGGCUCCGCGAACGCGUAGGGCCUGGCGGCUUUUGAUGUUUUUUGAUGAGGCUCCUUUUCUCGCCCCCCCACUCUUCGCAAGCGUGAGCCGGGGCAGAGCUGGCUCGCUGGCCGCGAUCAGUCGCACCACUCGCCACCACCGCCAAGUGGGCAGCACAGCGGUUUCGUGGCUCGCUUGACUGCUCUCUCGCGGUGACGUUAGUGCUCUUCGAGGGGUGGGCGUGUGCGUUUCGGAAGGGAUCGCCGGUGCCUUUACACGACCGCGGUUUCCGUUUCCGCAUCGGACCGGACCCGGAGUUCUUGUGGUCUCGCUCGGCGCUGGUAGAAGGGACGAUACCGGGAUGCAGUCGUACAGGCUCAUGCUGGAGCACCACCACGAGGAGGCCAUGAAGAGCUACGACGCUAAGGCACUGUUGCACGGUUCGACGCUGCACAGUGGAGGCUACGGCGACGGUUACACCAAGAGCGACGGCUACGCCAAGAGUGACACCACCGGCUACGGAGGCAAGACGGGCGUCGCGAGGAGCGGCGGCAGCGCUACGGAUGCAACGGCGAACGCCUACAAGGCGGCCACUGACAAGUGCAUCCUUCUCAACACGGACCCGAAGGAGAAGUCCAAAAAGGGCGGUGGAGGCGGAGGUGGCGGCGGAGGUCCGGAGCCCUCUCUGGCGGCGGCUGCCGCUGCCGCCGCGGCGCAGGACGCCAGCGGGAUCCGUCGUUACCGGACGGCCUUCACGCGCGAGCAGCUGGCGCGGCUCGAGAAGGAGUUCUGCCGGGAGAACUACGUGUCUAGGCCCCGGAGAUGCGAGCUGGCCGCCACGCUCAACUUGCCCGAGAGCACCAUCAAGGUGUGGUUCCAGAACAGGCGCAUGAAGGACAAGCGGCAGCGCAUGGCCCUGGCCUGGCCGUACGCCGACCCACACUUCGCCGCGUACAUGCUGAACGCCGCGGCCGCGGCUGCGGCCUCGGGCGCCGCGGGUUACCCGUACGCGUUGCCUUUCCCGUACUACACGGCUGCGGCAGCGGCCCUGUCUCCGCUGGGACGCUAUCACCCGUACAGCGCCGCCGGUCCUGCCAGGCCCCCGUCACCGGGACUGCAGCUGGCCGGGACGCCCGGUCCGUUUCCCCGGUCGCCCUCGGACCCCGCUGACGGCGGCCUCGCCGGCUACGACGACUCCGUGCGCCUGCCCCUACAUACCGUAUCCCGGCACGCAGCUGCCGUCGACGCAACAGCCGCACCAGCAGCACACGACGUCGACGACGCCGACGACCACGGUGUCCAGCCGAUCCCCGCCGUCUUCGCGGCUCAUCGCGGCUCCCGAGCCCAUCACCCUGACUGCUCACACGACGGAGCCGUCGGCGAAGCCGCCCAGCUUGUUUAGGCCGUUCAAGACGGACGCCGAGAAAGCCUGACUCGUUGCACCUUUGUCGGUCAUGGCGCGAACUACGGCGAUGGCGAGAGCAAGUCAUGGCGAACUUCGAAGAAACGACGUCCACCGGGUGCUGCGCGAUGUGAUCGCGCUUUGACGUCGGUAAGGCGCAACAGCAGAGUAGGCCGGUGGGUGGUGGUUCAACCGGAACGAUAGCAUCAACUCAUCGAAAGACGCGCGCUGUUGGUCUCUUCUUCAGUGUCGGACCGAAAGUGCGUGGACUGAAAUUAACAUCCCGGUUCCCCUUCGAGAAAAUUAAGGCCCUGGUGCCAGAAAUGCAUCCUCGCGGGCGACGCACUUCGGUAUGAUAGGGUAGUAUAGUCUUUAACCCAGACCUAAUUUACGAGGUGCCCUGAGAGGUGACGCGCGUGCUCUCCUCAGCGGAAACUGAAAAAAGGCUUGGAGAUGUAGCGUACAAAAAAGACACCCAAGACCGUCUUGCCUUAGCUUAGCCGCAUGCGCUUGAAAAUAUCUCACGUGUUCAUUGAUGAGAGUUGAUGAGCAAGCCUGUGCGCCUACAUCGCCGAGAAAAAAAAAAUAAACAGCCCUCCCAGUGACCGAAAACCCGGAACAGCCAUAAAGAUGUACAACCCUAUACUCCAAGUGUUCGCAUAGUGACUAUGAGACUCAUCGGGACGAAGGGUGACGAAGAGUGACGUUCUUACACUUCAUGUAGAAUUGACGAUGAACGGGACAUUUUUCAUUUCCGAAAAGAACGAUCGGCAGACGAGCGCGAAUUGUGCAAUCUUCUCGGCGCUUAGUCGAAGUGAAAGGACAUUGACUGUAAUCUAUGCUAGAAUGUAUACGUACAAUGCUCACUCACGCCUAUAAGCCUCUGGAUGUGUAUGUGGACAGUGUGAAGUGUUCACGGGACUACCAAAGAAAAAGAGGCGAAACAAGAACAGGACCAUGUGAGCUGUGCGCGCAGACAGUGACUGUAGACACGAUAUAUGCCGUUUCCGGCAGUCUGCCUUUACGUCGCAGUAAAAUCA